GUUUAACGCUUUACUUCUCACCGGGACUGUCGGAAAAGCGAGUGCGCCGACGACAAGAUGGCGUUCGCCGCGGCGAGGAUGAUCCUCAAGGACAAGCGCAGGAAACCUAGCAAAGAGGACUUCGCACCGCGAAACAGAAGCAAGGCUCGCAGCGCCAGCACAAGUAGCUUUAGAAGCCUGAGCCAGGCACGCAACAAACCGGCGGAUGGCGUGGGUCAUGUAAACCAAAAAGGUGCUUCCGGUCAGAAAGCGCCAGCGGCCGGUCAGAAGGUCGCGCCGGGUGCUAAGGGCGCGGCGAAAGGGUCGGCCCAGAAGCCGACUGCCCAGAAAGGCCAGGUGAAAGUGACGCCCAAGGCGGCUUCCGUGAAGACCGGCAAAAACAAGAAGAAGGGACAACGACAACAAUAUGAUCUCAUCGUUACUAUUAACCUGUCCGAAUAUGGACUCACAGAAGAUCAGGUAGCAGAAUUCAAAGAGGCAUUCAUGCUGUUCGACAAGGACGAAGAUGGCACGAUUACGAUGGCGGAAUUAGGGGUCGUCAUGCGGUCUCUCGGUCAAAGACCGUCGGAGACGGAAUUGCGCGAUAUGGUGAAUGAGGUGGAUCAAGAUGGAAAUGGUACCAUCGAGUUUAACGAAUUCCUGCAAAUGAUGUCGAAGAAGAUGAAGAGCGCCGACGGGGAGGACGAACUUCGCGAGGCGUUCCGAGUGUUCGAUAAGAACAACGACGGCUUAAUAUCCUCGAAGGAGCUGCGACAUGUAAUGACGAAUCUCGGCGAGAAGUUGUCCGAAGAGGAGGUUGACGAUAUGAUCAAGGAGGCGGAUCUGGAUGGCGAUGGAAUGGUCAACUACGAAGAAUUUGUGUCGAUCCUAAUGUCGAAAAAUUAGUUCGGGGAUCAAAGGAAGGUAAAAAAAUCAGAGAUACCUGAAAAGUAACGAAGGAUCCGCGACGAAGAGAAAAUAAAUGGAUCCGUCACCCAAGUUCCUCGAUUUCGUAGGAUCGUAAAGAGAACUCGUUUCAUGCCCCAUGAGACUAUCGCAUCCGAGGCCGUCGAGGGAAAAAAUCAAAAAAGCUCGACGACCGAUUGACCGGCGGCAUGUCACAACGCUGUGAGAUCGCGAAAGCGAAUCGCGCAAAACCACAUACCAAUUUUAACCCUAUUUAUAGCUAAGGCUUCGCGAGCGACGCGUGUCGAAGGUUUCGCGCGUAAGUAGCGCAGGUAGAGAAUUGGGCAGGCAUUUCGGAAGUCUUUGCGGCUUCGAGAGCGGGACGCGCGUGUCCCGUCGCGAACAGUAGAGCCUUCGCGGCUCCAUGGCCCGGGAAAAAAACCGAGAGGAGAGACUUUCUUCCGCGAAAAAUUUUGCACAUACGUACACGCAUUACACAGAUAUACACCUCGCGCUCCUUCGGACUAAUUUUAGACGAGUACUUGAAGUCUUUAGGGUAAUAAUACGGUAAACGGUAAAAUAAAAAGAGAGUAUGUCCAAACGACGGGGGGGAGGGGGAAGGGAGGCGCGAUCCACCGCCACCCGGAACAAUCAACCGAGCUUCGUUUAGACUUUUACGUACCUCUAAAUCUUUAUCUCCCCGGUAACUUUACGGAGCGGAGAAUUUAGGAGUUAUACCUAUAGCUUUCCACGCCUCCCCUUUGAGCGCCCCCACGAGAGAAAGUCCAGAAGUAUAUACUAUAGUAUACACGAUAUGUUUACGUAAUAUACAUAUAUAUAUACAUAUACAAUAUAUAUACAUAUAUACAUAUGUUAUUAUAUUAUUAUUAUUAUUAUUAUUAUACGAUAUUCCUUUUGCGUCGCUCGUUUCCUUGAAAUGCGACGCGCACGAAAGGUGCCGUAACUUCGAGUGUUUUUACCGCUUGUACUACACGCAAGAGACCCGCGCAAAUGCCCAACGUAGUGAUACACACACACAUAAACAAAUAAACAACAAACACACGACACACACAUACACACACAUACACACGUGCGCGCGCGCGUACACAUCCGUCUCCCGUCCUUUGCCGUGGCUCCCUCUCCUCGCCAUCACUUCCUCGAUUGUUAGUAACUUUAGAACGCUGAUGACACGCUGAAGAGUGAUUGGCACACUGGCGCUUUCGCACGUAGCGUGAAUACCGGCCGAUAAUCGUGGUGGUGCCGCGUUUCUGUAAUCGAUCACCCGUCGAUGGAUAAGUGUGCCCCGGUUGAAAAGGUGUUUUCGAAAGCCGAGAUGCAGUCUAAACUCUAAACGCUCAAAUUAUCGCGAUUCCUGCAUGUGGGAACAAUUUAAGCGAAGCGAUUGCUAUCUAAGAGCACGAGAUUUCGAAAGAUGUUCGCAUGGUGUUCACUUCUUGGUUGUCAAAGGAAUAAAUCUCACGACCUAAACGGGAUUGUUUAUCCGCGGGCUCUCGCUCGGUGAAAUCGGAAUUAGACGGAACUGUGACUCAAAUCGACAAUCCCUCCGUUACAUACCCAAUGACUAUAGUUGCCAUUGUGAUAAUUAACACCCUCGUGCCUAUGGCCAUUAGGUAUGCGGGCAGUGGCUUUUAGUAUAAGGAUAUGAAAAGAGAGAAAAAAAUGGACCCUUGCACACGGGAACAAUUCAAUUCAGCAAAUACAGAUUAUAACUGCGAUGUUGCAGCAACAUUGUAACAUUCCAGCUAUAUCCAGAAAUAUUACGAUGUUGCUGUAAUAUGUAUUGUAGUUACAAUCUGCGUUUGCAACCAGGGUGAUUAAUCGAAGCGCGAGCACUCCUUCAUUUGUGAAUGUAGGAGGAUUGUAAGUAUUGUAACAUCGCGAUCUCUUGAGAGAGAAAGAGAGAGAGAGAGAGAGAGAGAGAGAGAGAGAGUGAGUUGAAAAGAAAAAUGUGGCACGACGUGUGUUUCCGCUGUCGCACAAUCAGUAUCGCUCGCCGCAUCGUCGGCAUCCGAAUUCAGGAUUAGCUGCAUGUAAGCUACGUGCGCGUUACGCGGUAUGUAUGUAUCUUUAGACGUGUUACAUAAGAGGGGAAAAAAAGCCCUGCGCGUUAGCACGCGUGACAUAGACCCGUAGAUAGUACCUAACGAUCCGUAGUGGCAUAUAAAGGAAAAAGGCGGUCGCAAGUAUAAACGGCGGAGCUGUAUACACGUGGAUUAUUAUAUAUACAUAUACUAUAUACGUGAUGAUGUUGCUACCACGAAAAAGAAGAGAAAAGUAUGUUGUAGCUAUAGUUAUAUAUAUGUAUAUAUAUAUAUAUAUAUAUAUAU
Messenger RNA from Wasmannia auropunctata (little fire ant), 3233 nucleotides. Its product is annotated as neo-calmodulin-like. The record is from RefSeq and is a predicted model, not a curated record. The coding region runs from base 58 to 885 and encodes 275 amino acids. Gene Ontology annotation, cellular component: myosin II complex. Gene Ontology annotation, molecular function: calcium ion binding. The transcript has 8 exons. NCBI's taxonomy places the organism in Eukaryota, Metazoa, Arthropoda, Insecta, Hymenoptera, Formicidae.